UUAGGACCCUGGCUGACACAGAUCCAGUUUCCUGGGCAGGCAGAUUAAAAAAAAAAAAAAAAAAAAAAAAAAGGAGAGAGAGGAAAAAAAAAAAAUUGUUUCCCUGCCUGAGCUUGGAUGUUUUCCUUUCGCUUUGUAAAGUUUUCCCUGUUGAGGCUCCAUUCCCUCGCCUCCUCUGGAACACGGCGGGACAGCGGCAGCCGGAGCGGGGCUGGCGCAGCCGGUGGAACCGGGAGCAGGGAAAGGGCAGCUCAUGUCCCUGCCGAGCCCCGCAUGGCCCCAACGAGACGAGCCUCCCCCCUGCGGCACUGCCACCGGCCUCCCACCGGCCUCGUCCGACAGCGACUCCGGCUGUGCCCUGGAAGAGUACCUGGAGCCCCCCGCAGACCCCGCGCCCCCCGAGGUCCCGCUGCGCUUCGGCCCCCGCUCGCCGCAACCUGCCUCUCCCGCCGACAGGAUCCGGCUCCGCACCAGAGCCCUCCUGCAGCAGCUGCCUCCUCAGGACUGCGAUGAGCGGUACUGCCCCGACCUUGCGGAGGAAGAGAAGGGACAGCUACGAGCCUUCAGCGCCCGACGGAGACGGGAGGCUCUGGGGCAGGGGCUGGCAUGUCCCGUGCCGGGUCCCUGCCACGGCUGUCCCUGCAAGAAGUGCGGCAGGAGGCUGAACAAAGGGGACCCGGGGAUUUCAGCAUCUCGGCUGGGGGACCACUUCUGGCACCCGUCCUGCUUCUCCUGCCACUUCUGCCACCAGCUCUUGGUGGAUCUCAUCUACUUCCAGCAGGAUGGGAGGAUCUACUGCGGCCGGCACCACGCCGAGCUCUUCCGACCCCGCUGUGCCUCCUGCGACCAGCUGAUCUUCAUGGAGGAGUGCAUCGAGGCGGAGGGCCGCCGCUGGCACCCGGAGCACUUCUGCUGCCUGGAGUGCGACGUGCCCCUGCGCGGGCAGCGCUACGUGAUGAAGAGCGGCCGGCCCUGCUGCUGCGACUGCUUCGAGAGCCUUUUCGCCGAGCCGUGCCAGGCCUGCGGGGACCCCAUCGGUGCCGACAGCGAGGAGGCCACCCACCAAGGGCUCCACUGGCAUGCCCGAGCCGCCUGCUUCUGCUGCAGCCUCUGCCGAAAGCCGCUGCGUGGGCAGCCCCUCACCUCCCGCCACGGCCGGCUCUUCUGCUCCGAAACCUGCAGCCUGGGGCAGGAUGCCUCCUCCACUGCCUCCGACUCCUCGGACUCGGCUUUCGCCUCGGCUCCGUCCCCCGACUCGACGCCCCUCUCCCGAGCCGGCCCCGCCGGCAGGACCGCGCCGGGGACAGGCAGCAGCACCUCGGAGGCCGGGGGCUGCAGGCAGCGGGUGGAAGGGGCAGAGGCUUUUUCGGAUCAGGCCCCUGUGCAUCCUGCCUUCAGGAGCCUGGAGGACCACGGAGCAGCUGCUAAGGAGCGGAGCAGGGAUGCUGUGCACACAGGGGUGCUGGGACCACCAGCUGGCCACCCCUCCACCCCCCAGCCCAGCGCAGAGGGUCCCGAUGAGCCUGGAGCCUUGGGCCACCCUGUUUCAGGGGGCCCUGACCCCCGAACACCCACGGGCAACGGAAACCCACAUUUUCGAGCGGGCACAUCCCCUGCCCGACAAAGCCCACAGCCAGAGGACAUCGACCUGCAGGACGUCACAGAAGAGGAUGACUCCUGGUGUCCUACCUGCUCUUCAUCUUCGGACUCAGACUCAGAGGAAGAGGGUUUCUUCUUCGGGAAGCCCAUCCCCAAGCCCGGGAUGAGUUCCCUGGGCAGGGAGCCCCUGGGGAGAGCCGGGGGCAGGACGGCCAAGCGGCGGGGCAGCAGCAAGCACUGCAGCGUGUCCUAGCAGUGGGAACUUGGGGCGGGGGGGGGGGGGUCCUCGACCAGCACUGCCAGUCCCUGCCGGGUUCUGCCAGUCCCUGCCACAUCCUGCCAGCCCCUGCCAUGGUCUCAACACGUUCCAUGCGCAUUUUGGACGCAGCCCAAGGCCGGUGGGGAGAAGCCACGGGGAUCCUUUCCCCCCCUGCAGCAAGCUGCUGGCAAAGCACAGCCUGCAAUUCCUGCUGGCCUCUCCCGCAAUUAGGAACAGGUAAAGCAGGUAGGGAGCAGAGAGCCGGCAGCCCGCCCCAGGGCUCCCAUCUUGGACAAGGAGGCAGCCCCGGAGAGCAGCCCCACACGAGGGGGGGUGGCCGGGGGGUUUAGGACAAGGGCAGCUGCCUGCACUGUCCCAUGGCAGGGGACCCAGGGGGACAGGAGGGGUGCUGGCUGCCAGGGUCGGAUCCUUCCCUGGGACACGUUCUUGAAGGAUGAACGCCACUGCCAGAUGUCCUCCAUCUCCGGUGGCACCAUGU
Molecule: messenger RNA, 2357 nt
Organism: Tyto alba (common barn owl)
Lineage: Eukaryota; Metazoa; Chordata; Aves; Strigiformes; Tytonidae
Gene: PRICKLE4
Product: prickle planar cell polarity protein 4
Exons: 8
Coding region: 254-1852 (532 amino acids)
Molecular function (GO): zinc ion binding
Source: RefSeq, a predicted model, not a curated record